This is a messenger RNA of Chara braunii, 1905 nucleotides long. The record is from the annotation of a GenBank genome assembly. Lineage: Eukaryota; Viridiplantae; Streptophyta; Charophyceae; Charales; Characeae.
CGGUUUUCUUUCUUCUUCAUCGUCGUAAAGUCGUGCACAUUAGUUUAACCCCUAAACCCCUGCUCCCGUGCUCGACACCGCCCAAUCUUCCCUGGCCCUCAAACGCUCUCCCCCAACACCUCCCCAACCCGUCCACUGCCAUCAACAAAACCCCUUCGACAGCGGGCUAUGCGCAUUAUCGUGAAUCGUGAGUGCUUCGACUUCCACCAUAGGCGCAUAUCCCCCUGCAAAAUAAGGCGCAGUGUGUGAAGGAGAAGUCAAAACCAGGUAGACAAAGGAGAGGAAAGGGGAGCGAAAAUGGCUGUGUUGGCAGGCUCCAUGCGUGCCGUGGCAGGAGGGCUCAGUUUGGGUCACGUGUCACAGGGCUCAGAAGCAGCUUCGCCUUGCUCGAGAUCUUGCCCCUUGCCACUGUCUUCUUUCACGACUUUUGAUGGGCUGUCACCAGAACGGACAUUGUCAGAUGCUUCUCCUUCCAAGUCGUGGAAGCGACGAGGGACGCAAAAUGGCUGGGAAAGUUGCAACUGUGGGGGGAUUAGUAGAAGACAGGGCAGCAGGGGUGUGGUGGCACGGAGUGUGCUGCCAUCCUUCCCUCAGAAGGUCGACCAGAAGACCAAGCAAAGGGGUAUAUCAGCUGCAGCGGGUCCAGUGGCAGCCACAGAGCCAAAGAAGAUUCUGAUGUUGGGAGGCACGCGGUUCAUUGGAGUUUUCUUGGCACGCUUACUGACACAGGCUGGCCAUGAGGUGACUCUCCUCACCAGAGGGAAAUCGCCGAUAGCCAAGCAGCUUCCUGGUGAGGCAGACGAGGAUUUUGCAGAGUAUUCAUCAAAGAUUAAGCACUUGAAGGCCGACAGAUCAGAUGUGCCGACUGUGAAGGCUCUGCUUGAGGGCUCAGGGUUUCAGGUUGUAUAUGAUAUUAACGGUCGUGAGGCAUCAGACACGGAGCAUAUUCUGGAUUCGCUGUCCGGUCUGGAGCAGUACAUCUUCUGCUCCUCGGCGGGGGUCUAUAUGAAGUCAGACUUGCUGCCACAUAGAGAGAUUGAUGCAGGAGAUCCCAAGAGCAGGCACAAGGGAAAACUUGACACCGAAACGCUCCUGCAAUCAAGGGGAGUAAACUGGACAAGCAUUCGUCCAGUGUACAUCUACGGCCCGCUGAACUACAACCCAGUGGAAGAAUGGUUCUUUCAUCGGCUCAAAGCUGGACGUCCAAUUCCCAUCCCCAGUUCUGGACUGCAGAUUACACAGCUUGGACAUGUUAAGGAUCUCGCAGAAGCAUUUGUUCUAGCUCUCGGUAACGAAAAGGCAAUUGGGCAGAUCUACAACAUUUCUGGUGACAAGUAUGUCACCUUUGAUGGGAUCGCAAGGGCCUGCGCUGAGGCAAUGGAUCUUCCGGCCCCAGAGAUAGUGCAUUACAACCCCAAGGACUUCGACUUUGGCAAGAAGAAGGCUUUCCCAUUGAGGGAUCAGCACUUCUUCACAUCAAUUGAAAAGGCAAAACAGGAUCUUGGGUGGGUCCCAAAGUUUAGUCUGGUGGAUGGACUGAGGGACUCCUAUGAGCUCGACUUCGGAAGGGGCACCUACCGCAAGGAACAUGACUUUUCAGUAGAUGACGAAAUUUUGGAAAAAGUGAGGCAGAGAACAGCUAUCCCAGCAUAACGAAGAGAGCUUGUGGCUCAAGGUCUUCAUAAAGGAGACAGUGUUCGGUGUCAGGAGCCAUGCAUGACUGCAGCCGUCCCUCUCUCCCUUCCUCGCUCUUCCUAUCCCCCCACUGACCUUUCCCCAUCUGCUCCGUCUCAGCAAUGAUUGACCCAAACUCUUUUGAUGUCUGCUUGCUGCCCCUUCCUUAUGAUGGGUUGGUGCCAUUACGCCAUCAUACAUCCAAAGACUGUCUAGGUUGUCACCCUUGUC